Messenger RNA from Dermacentor andersoni, 656 nucleotides. RefSeq lists its product as uncharacterized. The record is from RefSeq and is a predicted model, not a curated record. NCBI's taxonomy places the organism in Eukaryota, Metazoa, Arthropoda, Arachnida, Ixodida, Ixodidae.
CGCAAGCAACACCUCCACGAAUCGACAAUGGUCACCUUCUAUUCCUGCAUUCUCCUGGCCGUGGCCAGUGGUGCCUUCGCUGGAUUCGUAGCGGUGCCUGCAGUGCCGGCAGUCGCAAAGGUCUACACUGCACCCGUGGUCGCGGUGCCGGCCGUGUCCACCACCGUCCACCACGCUCCUGCGGUUUCCAAGGCUAGCCGGGUGGUCAGCUACCAGUCGACCCACCCUGGGGUGCCACACACCUUAGCCAAGGUGUCCACCUACACGCCCGCGGCCACGGCCGUGCACACCGUGCACGCUUCGGUGCCCACCGCGGUGACCGGUGUUGUCCAUCACGUUCCAGCCCACAGCUACGGCUACUACCCGGCUGGCUACAGCUACGGCCACCGCUACGACUACCACCCGCAUCCAGUGCGUUAUGUGUACGGCGUCACCGCAUAGGAUCUUCAGCACGGCCCUAGAUGAGAAGACUACUGCUAUUCUGUAAACAUGAAGAAAGAUGCAAUUCAAAUGGCGCAAACCAAUGGCUUCUCUCAUCACAUGUGUCAAUGGGAAAAGGCGACAUUGACACAGUACAAGGUGUUCACCUAUUUUCUCUGGAAGGGAAAAGCAUGAUGUCAUACUGAUUGCACGAAUAAAAUGUUUUGUUUCCCAGA